AUGGCGGCGUUGGCAAAUCUGCUACUGUGUUUACUUCUUACUGCCUUUUCGAAUGCCGCCCCGCCUCUAUUCGAAUCCGAGAAGAUCCAGCUGACAAAUGCUGACAUCCGCGCUCUUUCUCCAGCAUGCAAAGUGUACUCCAAAGACCCCGACUGGCCCUCAGAAGAUGCUUGGACAGCCCUGGAUGAAUUAGUUCACGGAUCCCUACUCCAGCCCCGUCCCCAGGCAGCACCAUGCUACCCAGACCCCGAGUACAAUGCAGAAGGCUGCGCAGCCAUGACAGCCAAAUGGACCAACUCACAUACCCACUUUGACGACCCCCUGGAGAUGAUGUCGCCCGUAUAUCAAGGUUUAACCUGCGUCCCGCCAAACAUCUACGACAGCAAAGGAUGCACUCAGGGUGGACUCCCACUCUAUAUCAUCAAUGCUACUACGCCAAAGCAUGUUAAGGCUGGUGUCAAUUCUGCCCGAAACACUGGAGAAAUUGAGUAUUUGGAGGAGUAUGUGGACGAGGUUGAGGGUUAUGCUGGGCCUGCGUUCAAGUGUGGUACCGGAGUGCAGGCCUUUGAGAUUUAUAAGGCUGCUCAUGAGAAGUGUAGAGUUGUCGUUGGGGGUGAGGGCGAGACUGUCGGAGUAAUGGGAGGCUACAUUCAGGGAGCCGGCCACAGCCCACUCAUCUCCCUCUACGGCACCGGUGCGGACCAAGUCCUUGCUUUCGAAGUAGUGACUCCAGAUGGCCGUUUCGUCACUGCAGACUCGACGCAGAAUACCGACUUGUUCUGGGCCAUGCGUGGCGGAGGGGGGAGCACAUUUGGCGUGGCUACUUCUGUCACUAUCAAAGCAUAUCCAGAUAUGCCCGUGACUGUCUCUCGAUUCAGUUUCAGCACGGCAAACAUGUCCAACGAGACCUUUUGGGGUGGGGUUAGAGCUUAUUUUGACUACUUCAUCCCAAACGCAGAUGCAGGGACUUACUCAUAUUUCCUCCUCCUUCCCAACGUGACCAACCUCGGUAUCCGUUUUGACCCCAACAUAACACAUUAUCCUUCUUUCUACCCCGCUUGGCAUUCCUCCUUUCCCCUCGAAGUAGUCUCCAAAGUCAACGUUACAUCUGGCUCACGACUCUCCCCACGCGCCAACUUCGAGGACCCGGAAUUGCUCAACAAGACAUUCUCCAACAUCAAACUUUCUUCGCAGACGAACCACUUCAUCGUCGGCUUCAACAUGAAAAACAUCUGCCCUUCCAAUCCGUCCAACGCCGUCAACCCCGCCUGGCGCCAAAACGUCUUCUUCUCCCUGCAGUCAGUCCGUUGGUCCCUGAACGCAACUGCGGCACAAAUCUUGGAGGCCAGAAAGGAGUUCUCGUACGGGACAAUGCAGCGCUGGAGGGAUAUUACACCUGGGGCGGGGAGCUAUCUGGCUGAGUCGGAUCGCCUGGAGCCCGAGUUCCAGCAGAGCUUUUAUGGAGACAAGUAUGAGAGAUUGUUGGAGAUUAAGAAGAGGUAUGACCCCUUGGAUGUUUUCUGGGCAGCUACUUCGGUUGGGAGCGAAUUCUGGGCUGUGGACAGUGUGGAUGGGUUGCCAAAGGAGAAUGGGAAGCUGUGUCGGGUUCAGGGGUAA
Messenger RNA from Pseudomassariella vexata, 1617 nucleotides. RefSeq names its product FAD binding domain-containing protein. Gene Ontology annotation, molecular function: FAD binding; oxidoreductase activity. The record is from RefSeq and is a predicted model, not a curated record. The coding region runs from base 1 to 1617 and encodes 538 amino acids. The transcript is spliced from 5 exons. Lineage: Eukaryota; Fungi; Ascomycota; Sordariomycetes; Amphisphaeriales; Pseudomassariaceae.